Molecule: messenger RNA, 399 nt
Organism: Alternaria arborescens
Lineage: Eukaryota; Fungi; Ascomycota; Dothideomycetes; Pleosporales; Pleosporaceae
Exons: 1
Coding region: 1-399 (132 amino acids)
Source: RefSeq, a predicted model, not a curated record
AUGAAGUAUAUUCACGCUAUCAUACUCAUACUCAUCCUUGUCGCCUUCUUCUGCUGUUUCUUCGGCUACUGUCUGAUGAGGAGCUGUCGGAGGGCCGUUGAUCUCGAGUUUCAAGAAAUAAACUACAUGAGAGAUGUUGAGGCGCAGGCUGGAGGAAGCGUUAGUGGAGGAGCGAGGAGCAAGGAUGGUAGUAAGACGAGGAGUAAAAGUGGAGGAGCAAAGAGUGCAAGAGCAAAGAGCGAAAACGGACAAGGCAGCAAAGCGACGAAGAGUGCUGGGAGUGGAGGUGGAGCAGCGAAGAGCAACGCCGGUGGUGAUGUUGCAGGAUGGAACGCUGGUGGAGGUGGAGGAGCUCCGUGGGACGCCACGCCUGCGGGAGACAGUGGUGUCAAAUGGUAA